Messenger RNA from Anguilla rostrata (American eel), 1889 nucleotides. Its product is annotated as small glutamine-rich tetratricopeptide repeat-containing protein alpha-like. The coding region runs from base 160 to 1104 and encodes 314 amino acids. NCBI's taxonomy places the organism in Eukaryota, Metazoa, Chordata, Actinopteri, Anguilliformes, Anguillidae. Gene Ontology annotation, biological process: post-translational protein targeting to endoplasmic reticulum membrane. Gene Ontology annotation, molecular function: molecular adaptor activity; protein binding. Gene Ontology annotation, cellular component: TRC complex; membrane. The record is from RefSeq and is a predicted model, not a curated record. The transcript has 12 exons.
CUUGUGGCGGUCUGGUCACGCCCAUCUUACGUUUGACGUAUUUGACAGGUGACGCAGUGCGUCCCGCACGUAAUGCCAGAGAACUGCACUGACCCGAGGACACAGGAGGGCACCACACCAAACACUGCAUUCUGAGAGGGGUCAGUGCGUCAGAUAAAGAUGGCCGACACGAAACGUCUCGCCUUCUCUAUAAUUCAGUUUCUACACAGCCAGCUGCGCUCCAGCGAGCUGUCUGCCGAUGCACAGGAGAGCUUAGAAGUUGCCGUUCAGUGUCUAGAGACGGCGUUCGGCGUGUCCACUGAAGACCAGAGCCUGGCCGUGUCCAAGAGUUUGCCGGAGAUAUUUGCGUCUGCCACAAGCGAGGUGCCAGAUGCAGAGCCCCCCCAGGUGGAAGAGAACCCGCUCCUACAUGAGCCCACCGUGGAAGAGCUCGCACGGGCUGAGAGACUCAAAUCAGAUGGCAAUGAGCAGAUGAAGCUGGAGAACUUUGGCGCCGCGGCGGAAUUCUACACCAGAGCCAUAAAGCUGAACCCCGAGAACGCCGUUUACUUCUGCAACCGGGCCGCGGCUUACAGCAAGAUGGGCAACUACGCGGGCGCGGUGUCGGACUGCGAGCGCGCCAUCGUGAUCGACCGCAGCUACAGCAAGGCCUACGGCCGCAUGGGGCUCGCCCUAGCCAGUUUAAACAAACACACGGAGGCCGUGGGAUACUACAGAAGAGCCCUGGAGCUGGACCCAGAGAACGAGACCUACAAAUCCAACCUGAAAAUCGCAGAGCAGAAGAUGAAGGAGAUGCCAAGCCCAACAGCAGGAGUUGAUCUGGCUGGAUUCCUAAGUAACCCUAAUUUCAUGAGCAUGGCAGCUAAUCUAAUGAACAACCCUCAAGUUCAGCAAAUGAUGUCGGGGAUGAUGUCGGGAAUGUACAGCUCCCAGGGAACUGGCGCCACCCCUGGAGUGCCGGGAUCGAACGACCUGUCCGGCCUCAUCCAAGCGGGACAGGACUUUGCGCAGCAGAUGCAGCAGGAGAACCCGGAGCUCAUCGAGCAGCUGAGGAGCCACAUCCGCAGCCGGCCGCCAAGCGCCAGCCAGGAGGAACAGCCCUGACACGCCAGUCAAUGGAUUUUGACAAGGCAGGCUGUCCGUAGACAUUUGAAUCAAUUUUUGCAACUGUGAAGAAAAGGGUGUUUAAAUGAACUUGGAAAGUUUUUUGGGGUUUUUUUUUUGGUUUGGAAAAAAAUGACUUGCAUGUUUGGUCCAGUUGUUUUUUUCUUACCCAUCUACAAAAUACAAAAGAACAGGAAAAUGACCCAAGAACAGCAUGAGAACAGUCAAACAAAAACACAAAAACUGUACAACCUCAAAAUGACCCACAGCAGGCUCCAACCCAGGACAAGCCACUUUUACCCGGCCUGGUCAUCCCUCUGCUGGACACUCUCUACCUUGGCUGCUGCUACACGGUUUGAGCUUCAGGUGUGUAACUAAUCCUGUCUGGUCACACGCUUCCGAAACCGAACUGCCAAACAGCAUCCCAAAAACAAACCGGACUGGAAUCAUACCCCUGGGGUACUCCGCCGCUCUCUGAUAAACCUGCUGUUCUCAGGUCUCUUCUUACUCAAACCAGUUCAGUCACUGCAGUGUUGUUUGUAACAAGCGAGGGAGUGUGUAGAGAAGGUUGUGAAAUUAACAGAGCAGGAUGUUUUGUUUGUAUGUUCACGGCUGUACCGCAGGCAUGUGAGGAGAAGGGCACCGUGCUUAAACUGAACUGGAGCAAAACCACAACGACACUCAGAUGGGAGUCAAAUCCAGGUUUUUUCUUUUUUUUUUGCCUGUCGUGCCAAACUGUUUAAUGUUUCUCUCGUUUUUCCAAAUAAAUCUUAAGGGUGAAAUCA